AUGAAGCAUCGUGUUCUGCUUUUGUUAUCUGCAAAGUUUCAUGGCAGCCGCCAUAAGGCGGUGGAGGCGCCGCCCUGCUGGUCACAGCUGGUCACAACAACGACGGUAGAUGACUUAGUGGCGUUGUCUGCUGCAAACACGGCGUGGCAUACGCGCGUCGUCCCAAAACAUCCUUGUCCACUGGGCGGAUCACGGAUGGUAGCACUCUGGAGGUUUCUACAGUUUAUCAGCCUAUUCUACGGUUGGUUCCAGGCUUUGCCUCGCGAGACCAGAGUCCUGAUGCUCAGCGAGUCAGUAACAGCUUCUUGCAAGCCCAACGAAACUCUCUAUACCGACGAGGCGUCUUGCGCCACCAGGCACGACAGGGCCCCCAUUCCCAACAUUGCCCACUUUGUUUAUAUUCUGUCCGAUCCGGACAAUGGCACGUUUCCCUUCAAAUUCAGCCAUUUUCUAUCGGUAUAUGGCGCCUGGCGCCGCUGGCAACCGGAUGUACUAUACCUACACACCAACGUCGCGGCCAGCAGCAGUGCCGUUCUGCAAGCACGCGCCGGUGAGCAAGGCAAAUGGGCGCAGCGCCUUUUCAACAUGCCCGGCCUCGUUAUAAACACGAUUUCUGCGCCGACGCAUACAAACCGCGGACAAGAGCUCAAGCACAUGGAACAUCGGUCUGACUUUGUGCGCGUGAAAGUGGUGCACGACUUUGGUGGCGUCUACAUGGACAUGGACGUCCACGCGUUGCGCGACAUGCGGCCGCUGCGUGAGGCAGGCUACAAAGCUGUGGCGGGGAGACAAGGAGGUGGGUUGCUGAACAGUGGCACAUUCCUGGCGGCCAAAGGGUCCAAGGCAACCCGGAUGUGGAUGGAACGCAUGCACGAGGUGUAUGACGGCGGCUGGACGACACACAGCAACGAAGCGCUCACGACUUUGGGGGAAGACAUGAAGAUGUAUCCUUGUGAGAUGCUGAUGCUAGACCAGGCUGCUUUUGCACCUAUUGGUUGGAAAUGGCGCAGGGCCUGUGGAAGGCCUGCCCGAUGGCAGUGA
This is a messenger RNA of Akanthomyces muscarius, 1041 nucleotides long. RefSeq lists its product as uncharacterized. Lineage: Eukaryota; Fungi; Ascomycota; Sordariomycetes; Hypocreales; Cordycipitaceae. The record is from RefSeq and is a predicted model, not a curated record. Bases 1 to 1041 code for a protein of 346 amino acids. The transcript has 7 exons.